AUGUUUAGUGGCAGAUGCUUCAAAGCUGACUGCUAUAAUAAGAUUGUUGGAAAAUGUGAAUGCGAAGGAAAUGUACUAUUUUGCUCUGAGCAUGCAUUCGAGCAUUUCCGAAAAACACCCUCUAAAGGUCACAUAUUACGAGAUUCUUACAUUAAGCCUGCCAAUGACAUCAAGCAGCCAAUCAUUCAAAAGUUGACAGAGCUUAAAAAAGAUAUGCAUAAUUUUCUGAAUGCAAUUAAACAUGCUUUAUCAACAUUAAAAUAA
Blepharisma stoltei is the source of this 264-nucleotide messenger RNA. The record is from the annotation of a GenBank genome assembly. NCBI's taxonomy places the organism in Eukaryota, Ciliophora, Heterotrichea, Heterotrichida, Blepharismidae.